Phymastichus coffea is the source of this 3910-nucleotide messenger RNA. RefSeq lists its product as uncharacterized. The record is from RefSeq and is a predicted model, not a curated record. Lineage: Eukaryota; Metazoa; Arthropoda; Insecta; Hymenoptera; Eulophidae. The transcript has 3 exons. Bases 138 to 2927 code for a protein of 929 amino acids.
UUAUAUUAUUUUGACAAUGUGUUUAUCAAUUAACGAUAAUUUUUCAAUUUUCACGUUUGUAUUUUUGUCAUUUACAAUAUAUAAUAAUAAGACUCCGUAAUAAUAAAUUAAUAAAUAGUUCAAUGUGAAGUUUUGUCAUGAGGAAAAAUGUUAAGUGUUACAGAACUGCAAAUGAUUUAUUGUCCCAAUCUUACUGUAACGGAAUUCAAAAAAUUGCAGGAACUGAUAAUGUUAUUACAAACGAUUUUCAUGUAUCUAACAAAAUAUUGGAUAAACGUAAAAGAGCAUGGAACCAUUUAUUUAAAAAAUACGGUACUAUGAUAUCUGAAGCUGAGUUGAAUAUAGAUACAUUACAAUUGAAUGAACCAAUGAAUCUAACAGAAGUAACAGAGCAACGUUUACCUAUGCGUAAACCAUUGUCGAUGGUGCAAUAUUGGGUUGAUACUGGAAACCUGCUACAUAUAAACUGCACAAAUGGUCCUAUAUACUCUGACUCAGGAUCUUCUAUCCUUGAAGAUGGUAGUUGUGAACCUGAUCAAUAUAUUGAUAUUCAAAGUUUUGCUACAGAUCUUAGUGGAGAAGAGUAUAUUACAGAAACUUUAAGCAAUAAAAAUGUAAAGAUUGUUACAUCAUCUAACAGUUCUGUAGACACUGCAGCUUAUAUUUUGGCAAAUAACAAUAUUACAAAAAAAGCAGAAACUAUAGCUAUUGUAGAAGGUUCAAAAGUUGAUACUGAAAUACAUUGUUCUGAUAAACCUUCACAAAUUGUAAAAAUAAGUAAAAAUACUGAAAAAUUCAGUUUAGCUGAAAAAAACAAUCAUGAAAAGUCAAAAGUGGCUAGUGCUAAUUUAUUACAAUCAUUCUUGUUUAAAAGUUGUGUAGAUAAAAUAAAUAAAAAUUCUAAAAAUCCUAAUUUAGAUAAAAUAUCUAUGAAAAAGAUAAAUUCCAAAUCAAAAUCCCAACAAAACAAUAUGUGUUCAAUAUUUUUCAGUGACAGUGACGAAUCUAUUGCCAAUAUUCAAAUCAAUGAAUUUCAAAAUAUUCAAAAUGGAAAUAAUUAUCAAAACAGUGAUAAUGUAAGCAAGUUUGUUAAACGUAAAAAGUUAUAUAACCGAUCAGAUUCUCCUGCUGAAUUUACUCCAGUAUCUGAGGAUAAUUUGAGCUUACAAACAUCACAAACAAUAUUACGAAAAUGCUUGCCACUUAGAAAAAGUGAACAUCCAGCACUAGAAACUCCUAAGAGAUGUCAAAAGUUCUUAUUCCGUGCAAGACAUAGACAGACAAAAUUUAAAAGAAAACUAAAUCAUCAUCACUGUGAUUCUUUGACAUCUACAAGUAAUGAAAAAAAUAUAAAUAAAAAAUUAUUGGAGUCAAAUGAAAACAAUGUAAAUUCUCAUUCUUUGUACAAUUCUGAAAUUCAGAAAAUUAGGAACUAUAAUAUUCAGACCGAUUCUAAAGAAAAUAGUAUUACAGAUAAUAAUCUAAUAAGUCAAACAAGUUCUGGAAAUCAUAUUCAUAUGAAAGAAAGUUAUAUUCAAAACAGUACGAACAAUAUUACACAGUUUGAUUUGAAUCAACCGGACAAAAUACAAAAACCAUUCACACCCAGAAUAAAUUGCCACAGUAACUCUAAUGCAUUUAAUAAAAAUAAGUUUCAGUUAAAGUCUUGUAGGAUUGUUAUUCAAAGACUUCCCUAUAAGUAUUAUUUAUCAAACUUGAGUAAAAAUAAAACAAAAAGAAAAAACUUACUUGAUUCAGUGAAAUCCAAAAACAUUAAUAUUAUCAAUAAAAACUUACCUAAUUGUGCAUUAACAUCAAAUUCAGUUUUAAGAUAUAAUGCAACAACUUUAACUGAAAAUAACUCUGAUAUUAAGUCAAAUAAAUUCAUAACAUUUAAUAAUACAAAAACUUUCAGAGAUAUACUCAAUUGCAGAAAAAAAGCAAAAAAGACAUUAUAUAAUAGUUUUGAUUAUUCUUCAUCAAAUAUUCAUCCCACUGAAAAGGUAUUGAUAGAUCAUUCAAAAAUGACAUGCAAUCGAAACUCAUACAAUAAAAAAUCAAAGUAUGUGAUAGCAAAUUCAUCUUCAGAUGAAUCAGAUUGGAUAGUACCUAUUUCAAGUAUUGAAACUAAAUCCAUGAGUAAUUCAAGAAAUUUUUAUAAUAAAUGUUCAAACAUAACUGAUGAAGACAGUAAUCAAAGUAGUCCAGAUAUACAAAAGAAAAUUCUACAAACAAUUAAAAUAAAUAGUAAUACAGACGAUGUACAACAUAAUAAGAUAAAGGAAAAUAUCCUUUUACAUAAAGCGCCUGCCCGAGAUUGCAAGAAUCACAAAAACAAAAUAAAAAACACAUUAAUCACGUUGUCCUCUAGUAAAGAAAAAAUGCCCAAAAUAGAAAAAAAUCGAGCUAUUGACUUAGCUAUUGAAAAUAAACCGACGAUUAAAUUUACAAGUGCUAUUUCAAAUGGAUCUAAAAAUACUCCAAAUAGCAUUCGGAACUGCCAAGUGCUAAUAAAUAGGAUUCGUAAAACAAAUGAUAAAUCUGAACUUAUAAUAACAAACGAUAGAAGUAUAAAUUUAAGGAAAACGCGAAAUCGAAAAGAACUGCAUGUUGACGAUAAAAGAUUUAGUAGUGAUAAUUCAGGAGAAGCGGGUACUCUUUCUAAUUUUGCAAGUGAUAAGAAACUGCCACGUCAAAUAUCAGAGUAUUUCAAUAUUAAGAAAUUAGAAAAUAUUCAAAGCAAGAAGUUAUCACCAACAAAAAAAAUUCAAAAUCGAGAUAAAUCACAAAAUAUGCAAGAUUCAGUAAAGGUAAAAACAAUAACUACUCAAAAAACUUUAACAAAAAAGCGAAAAAGUUUUGAAAUUGAUUUAUUGUCGGAAGAAGAGUGUAUCAUACCUUUGAAAAAGAGAAAAAAUAAAAACUAGAAAAUAAAUAUAAUCUAUAAGGCUUGGUCAAUAAAAAGCGCUCUAGAAGCAAUUUAUUUAUAAAUAUAAUGUACCAUGUAUAAAUAAUAGGUAUCCAUGGAGGACUUAAGAAACAUUGCAAUUAAUAAAUCAAAUCUUUCAAAAUAAUUAACUUUCCAUAAAUUUUCAACUUAUUCAUUGAUUUAGCCAAGUAUGGGUCAAUUUUGAGCUAAUAAAAGUAAUAAUAUCAACAAACAAGUAAUGAUUUAUUUCUAAUAUAAAUAAAUCAUUAAUAUAUUAACACAAAUAUUGAUCGUUUUUGCAUCCAGUUAUUUUCAAGAAAAAUAAUUAUUAAUUGAUAUAAAAAACGUUGACUUGUACCGAUACAUAUUGUUGUUUAAUUUUGUUCAUGCAGUGCAUAAUUAAUGUAAAUAGAAUAGCACUGCAUAGUCAGUUUUCUCCCCGUUCAAUAACUCAUUGUCAUAAAUUUAUUAUCUUGUGAUGUUUUCUUAAUAACUUUGUAUGUUCUACUUUGAUCUUUAUUAAAAGUCCUCCAGAAAUACGGAUUAUGUACAUUGUUAUGCGUUAAUUAUUUUUGUAAUAAACGCAGACAAGUAUGCUGUUGUUUAGAACCUACAUAAAUAUUUUUAGAAUGAUCCGUGAAUAGCAUUACAAGAAAGUUAUGUGAAAGUAUUGACUAAUAGACUUAUUCAUAUUUUCUAUGGUCUAUGAUAAAAUAAAAUUGUGAGCUUUUAAAAGUUUGUUUUGAAUAAAAUGAAAACCUAGUCAUUUGCGACUACGAAUACGUUAUAUUUGUAUCGCCACUAGUUCUCCAAGUGAAAAGAUGUAAACUGCUCUUUGUAAUAUUAGGAAAGAUUUUAAUAUUUAUGGCAUUUAUGAAUUAUAUUCAUAUUGUUAAUGGCGAAGGAAAAUUAUUAUUCUUACCCAAUUGUAACCAUUUUACUAAUUGAAUUUGUCAUUUGAUUAUUGUUACGUUCACUAUG